UUCACCGGUCACUGGAGUUGUGACCUCACCGCUUUAAACGUACAAACUGCAAUCAUACGAAACUAUCAAAUUAAAUAACAGCAAGAAAGUAGUCCACGUUCGGGGGCGGUGUCAGGGGCGAGACCAGACACAUGCAGCCACUCAUCUAAGACUGAAGAUGGACGAGCACUUCUGGCCUUGAACAGAGCGAGACUAAGGGACUUCCAAACAAGCUCACUGUGAAGCUGAACUAUUCCACGGCACCGGAAACGGCAACUCCCACUUGGGGCGCUGCGGACACACGAGUCUAGGCUGCCUUCCAGGAAGCCAAAAAAAAAAAAAAAAAAGGAAAAGAAAGAGAAAAAGAAGGGAUAGUGGAGAGCAGGGCUUCGGCCGCCGCCCACACGCCGCGCCCUCGCCUCUUCGCGGUUGCGGCCGCCGCCCUCGGCCCUCGGGCCACUCCCAGGUGGCUCAGCCCUCGGACCCCGCGGCCGGCCGGGCGCUGCCCGCCGGCGGGGACCUCAGGGAUCAUGGCCCAAAUAGCAAUGUCCACCCUGCCCAUCACAAAUGAGGAGUCCUCGGAGAGCAGGAUGGUGGUGACGUUCCUCGUGUCUGCCCUUGAGUCCAUGUGUAAAGAACUGGCCAAGUCCAAGGCAGAAGUGGCCUGCAUUGCAAUGUAUGAAACAGACGUGUUUGUCGUUGGAACAGAGAAAGGACGUGCUUUUAUCAAUGCCAGAACGGAUUUGCAGAAGGAUUUUGCAAAAUACUGCAUUGCCGAAGGGCUGCAGGAGGUGAAACCCCCAGGCCCUGCCAACGGGAUGCAGAUUGAUUCAGGAGAAACGGAAAUACUCAGAAAAGCCGUCGAGGACUAUUUCUGCUUUUGUUACGGCAAAGCCUUGGGGACGACAGCGAUGGUGCCUGUUCCUUACGAGAAGAUGCUGAGGGACCAGGCAGCCGUAGUGGUGCAGGGGCUCCCAGAAGGGGUCCCCUUUCAACACCCUGAGAACUAUGACCUUGCAACCCUGAAGUGGAUUUUGGAGAACAAAGCGGGGAUUUCAUUCCUUAUCAACAGACCCUUCCUGGGUCCCGUGAGUCAGCUUGGUGUGCCUGGGUUGAUAACAGAUGCUGAGCGAUCAGUGACAUCACCAAGUGAAAGCUGUGCCCCCAUAAGUGUGAAGACUGAACCCAUGGAAGAUUCUGGCAUUUCACCGAAAGCAACAGUUAUGUCAGUCAAGAAAGAAUCAGAAGAUCCUAAUUACUAUGAAUAUAGUAUGCAAGAUUCUACUCAGCUUGCCCCUUCAGAAAUGAGUGAGGACCCUGAAGCUGAGGUGAAAAUUGAAGGAAACACCAAUUCAUCCAAUAUUACAAAUUCUGCAGCCGGUGUUGAAGAUCUUAACAUCGUUCAGGUGACGAUUCCAGAUAAUGAGAAGGAAAGAUUAUCAAGCAUUGAAAAAAUAAAACAACUAAGAGAACAAGUCAAUGACCUCUUUAGCCGAAAAUUUGGUGAAGCAAUUGGAGUGGAUUUCCCUGUUAAAGUUCCCUACAGGAAGAUCACCUUCAACCCUGGCUGUGUGGUCAUCGAUGGCAUGCCCCCGGGGGUGGUAUUCAAAGCCCCUGGCUACCUGGAAAUCAGCUCCAUGAGAAGGAUCUUGGAUGCCGCAGAAUUUAUCAAAUUCACAGUCAUCAGACCACUUCCCGGCCUUGAACUCAGCAAUGUGGGAAAAAGAAAGAUAGACCAAGAGGGCCGUGUAUUUCAAGAAAAGUGGGAGAGAGCAUAUUUCUUCGUGGAGGUGCAGAAUAUCCCUACGUGUUUAAUAUGCAAACAGAGCAUGUCUGUGUCCAAAGAAUACAACCUGAGACGCCAUUAUCAAACCAACCACAGCAAGCACUAUGACCAGUACACAGAGAAGAUGCGCGACGAGAAGCUCCAGGAGCUGAAGAAAGGGCUCAGAAAGUAUCUCUUAGGGUCAUCAGACAUCGUGUGUCCCGAGCAAAAACGAGUGUUUGCAAAUGUGAGUCCAAAGGAAAACCCUGCCGUCCAGCCCAUAGAAGACGUGGCUGGGAACUUAUGGGAGAAAUUACGUGAAAAAAUCAGAUCAUUUGUGGCCUAUUCUAUUGCCAUCGAUGAGAUCACAGAUAUAAAUAACACCACCCAGUUGGCCAUAUUCAUCCGCGGCGUUGAUGAGAAUUUUGAUGUAUCGGAAGAACUUUUGGAUACGGUGCCCAUGACGGGGACAAAAUCUGGAAAUGAGAUCUUUUUGCGUGUUGAGAAAAGUCUUAAAAAGUUUAAUAUCGACUGGUCGAAAUUAGUAAGUGUGGCCUCAACUGGCACUCCUGCAAUGGUAGAUGCCAACGACGGGCUGGUCACAAAACUCAAGUCCAAGGUGGCGAUGGCUUGCAAGGGCUCAGAUCUGAAGUCCGUUUGUUGCAUUAUUCACCCGGAAUCGCUCUGUGCUCAAAAGUUAAAGAUGGACCACAUCAUGAGCGUGGUAGUUAAUGCCGUGAACUGGAUCUGCUCCCGCGGACUGAACCACAGCGAGUUCACGACUUUGCUCUAUGAGCUGGACAGCCAAUACGGCAGCCUUCUGUACUACACGGAGAUUAAGUGGCUCAGCCGCGGGCUGGUGCUGAAGAGGUUCUUUGACUCGUUGGAAGAAAUUGACUCCUUCAUGUCUUCCAGAGGCAAGCCCCUGCCUCAGCUGAGCUCUCAAGAUUGGAUCAAAGACUUGGCCUUCCUGGUGGACAUGACUAUGCAUCUGAACACGUUGAAUCUCUCUCUCCAAGGGCAUUCCCAAAUCGUGACACAGAUGUAUGACUUGAUUCGGGCGUUCUUGGCUAAACUGUGCCUCUGGGAGACUCAUUUGGCCAGGAAUAACCUGGCCCACUUUCCCACCCUGAAGUCGGUUUCCAGAAACGAAAGCGAUGGGCUGAACUACAUUCCCAAAAUCGUGGAGCUAAAGACGGAAUUCCAGAAAAGGCUGUCUGAUUUCAAAGUCUACGAAAGUGAACUGACCCUGUUCAGCUCCCCUUUCUCCAUGAAGAUCGAGAGCGUCCAGGAAGCGCUCCAGAUGGAGGUAAUUGAUCUGCAGUGCAACACGGUCCUGAAAACCAAAUACGACAAGGUGGGAAUACCAGAAUUCUAUAAAUACCUCUGGAGCAGCUAUCCCAAGUACAAAACCCACUGUGCCAAGAUUCUCUCCAUGUUCGGGAGUACCUACAUUUGUGAACAGCUCUUUUCCAUUAUGAAACUGAGUAAAACUGAGUACUGCUCCCAGUUGAAGGACUCCCAGUGGGAUUCUGUACUCCACAUCGCGACGUGAUGAAACACACUCCCGCAGGAUCCCGUGGGCUGGAAGCCUAGAAUCCUCUAGGCCCGAGGGGUUGCAAGAUGAGAAAAUGAGUUAUUAAAUAUAUCUGGUUUUCUGUUUUUUCCCACUUUGACUCAGAAAUGUCAUUUGCAGUUAUCAUACUUGUUUCUAUGACAUUUUAUGUUUCCCCAUAGCCCAGUAAAAAUCAAGAAAGUUUUAUUGUA
Globicephala melas (long-finned pilot whale) is the source of this 3511-nucleotide messenger RNA. Its product is annotated as general transcription factor II-I repeat domain-containing protein 2. The record is from RefSeq and is a predicted model, not a curated record. NCBI's taxonomy places the organism in Eukaryota, Metazoa, Chordata, Mammalia, Artiodactyla, Delphinidae. Gene Ontology annotation, cellular component: nucleus.